CAGACCCGGGUGGACUCCACAGUCGGUGCACGUUUGCCCACACAAACUCCAAACCUUGAACUCUUGUCGAAGAAGCUCGGGCCGCGCCAGUACUACACGUGUAGUGGACAACCCAAAGGGGCCGGGUUCGGGUUGUUCCGUACAGAAUUUACUGGGUACGGUGGGUCCCUGGAUCCAGCUUGGCAUUUCAACAUUGGCUCCGUGUCUUUUGAUGGCCAGCGGCGCGACUGCGACUGCGACUGCUGAGUUGUCCCCGAAGACCUGAGUGCCGUGACACUCGCAUCUUCAGAAAGAUUUCCCGGCCCAACGCACGAUGCAGCUGCCGCUACUUUCAGGCGGCCUUUGGGCCCUGCUGGCCGUCCAGGCGACGGCAACGGCAUUGACAUACAAGAUCAACGCGAACGAGGAGGCUUGCUUCUACACUGCCACGACCCGCAAUGACGAGAAGGUUGCAUUCUACUUCGCCGUUCAAUCUGGUGGUUCCUUCGACAUCAACUACAAGGUGACAGGACCGAACGGGAGAUUCAUCAUGGAAGGGGAGAAGGAGCGGCAAGGCGACUUCGUCUUUACGGCGAGGGAGCCCGGCGACUACAAGUUCUGCUUCAACAACGAGAUGAGCACCUACACCGAGAAAUUUGUCGACUUUGAAAUCUCGGUUGAGAACGAGGCCCGCGUAUCCCUCCCCGCGAAGCAAGGCGUCGCCCCCGAGCAGACGUCCACCCUCGAGGAGUCGCUCUUCAAGAUCUCGGGCCAGCUGUCGACCAUCACGCGCAACCAGAAAUACUUCCGCACCCGCGAGAACCGCAACUUCAGCACCGUCCGUAGCACCGAGAAGAGGAUCAUCAACUUCAGCUUGAUCCAAAUCUUGCUGGUUAUCUGCAUGGGUGCUCUGCAGGUGUUUAUUGUCAGGUUCUUUUUCCAGGGGGCCAGGAAGGGCUACGUAUAAACUGUUCUCUGCAUUGGUAUGCAAUAAAAUGGAGCUCCUUGGCUUUUAUGGACAUGUUUCUAUGAGUUGGGCGUGUCUUGCCUGCAUGAAGAAGGUUAGGUUAUGUAUGUACCACAAGGCUGGCUCAAUGGUUUAACGACGG
Parathielavia appendiculata is the source of this 1088-nucleotide messenger RNA. RefSeq lists its product as uncharacterized. Gene Ontology annotation, biological process: protein retention in ER lumen; endoplasmic reticulum to Golgi vesicle-mediated transport; intracellular protein transport. Gene Ontology annotation, cellular component: endoplasmic reticulum-Golgi intermediate compartment; COPII-coated ER to Golgi transport vesicle; endoplasmic reticulum. NCBI's taxonomy places the organism in Eukaryota, Fungi, Ascomycota, Sordariomycetes, Sordariales, Chaetomiaceae. The transcript has 3 exons. The coding region runs from base 314 to 946 and encodes 210 amino acids. The record is from RefSeq and is a predicted model, not a curated record.